AUGGAGACCCCCCGGGCGAGACCCAAACUUGCCAAUCCAGGGUCCAAAGUGGCAGUGAAAGAGGAGCCGGGGGAGGAGUUGCGAAUCGGCCGUCCCCGAGACCCGGCCGAGGGAGAGACGUUAUCGCCUUCAGGGAUCCGGCCAGAGGUUGUGAUCAAGGACGAAUCGGAGGAUCCGUCGUACCGCGCGGGUCUCCGGGAAGCGAGUGACGAGGACGCCAGCACCGAUUCCUCUGACACCAAGCCUGACGUUAUUGUGAAGAUGGAACCGGAGGAGGAAGAGGAGAAGGCGAAGGAGGAGGAGGAGGGGGUCCUUGGCUGCUCUCCCCCUCCUAGGCCUGCCCCCCUGGCCGGCUGCUUGGAGCCGAGUCCCAGCGUACCGCGGGGACAGUUGAGCCAGGAGCCGUGCGGAAAGCGCGUGGAAGGCGCUCCUUUCCGGGACUGCCCCAAGACGAACCGCAGCAGGGUUCAGGACGCGGCCCCAGCACCCGCCUCCGAUCCUGGACGAUCCCCCGCUGCUGUGGAAAAGCCGACCGGAAUCGUCUCAGGUGUGACCGAGGCCUACCGCCGCCCCGAGCGGCCCUUCGCCUGCAGCGUGUGCGGGAAGCGCUUCCCGCACCGCGGCAACCUGGCGACCCACCUGCGGGUCCACACGGGGGAGAGGCCCUUCCCCUGCGCCGAGUGCGGGAAGCGCUUCAGCCAGAAGGGAGACCUGAGGCGCCACUUGCGGGUCCACACGGGGGAGAAGCCCUUCGCCUGCCCCGUCUGUGGCAAGCGCUUCUGCUCCAAGCAGACCUUCGUCCUCCACCAGCGCACCCACACCGGCGAGAGGCCCUUCUCCUGCCCUGAGUGCGGGAAGCACUUCAACCACAAGGCCAACUUCCUCACCCACCAGAGGAUCCACCGGGGCGAGCGGCCGUUUGUCUGCGGCGAGUGCGGCAAGGGCUUCUGCGCCCGGAAGACCUUCCUCCUCCACCAGAAGAUCCACGGGGGCGAGCGGCCCUUUGCCUGCCCCGACUGCGGGAAGAGCUUCAGCCGGAACGGGGACCUGACCCGCCACCAGCGUAUCCACACCGGCGAGCGGCCCUUCGCCUGCGCUGACUGCGGGAAGAGCUUCAGCCACAAUGGGGAGCUGAUCAAGCACCGGCGCAUCCACACGGGUGAGAAGCCCUUCUCCUGCCCCGAGUGCGGGAAGAGCUUCAACCGCAAGGGUACCCUGGUCACCCACCAGCGCAUCCACACCGGCGAGCGGCCCUUCACCUGUGGCGAGUGCGGCAAGACCUUCAACCUGAAGACCACCCUGAUGAAACACCGGCGCAUCCACACCGGCGAACGGCCCUUCGCCUGCCUGGAGUGCGGGAAGAGCUUCAAAUACAAGGGGAACCUGCGGACCCACCAGCUGACGCACACGGUGGAACGGGUGUACCCGUGCACCGAAUGCGGCCUCGUCUUCGGCCAGCGGAAGCAGCUGAAGGGGCACCAGGCGGCUCACGCGGGGGACCGCCUGCGGCCCUGCUACGGGCAGGACAGCAAGGACGGGGACCCCUUCCUCCCGGUGCACCCCCUCCUCCUCUCCUGCGCCCCGCUUCCCGUGCCUCUGGAGACCCUGACCAAGUUCAAGCCGGAAGUCGGCUGCCAAGGCCUCGGACUUCGGGACCCCGACCCUUAA
Molecule: messenger RNA, 1668 nt
Organism: Protobothrops mucrosquamatus (brown spotted pit viper)
Lineage: Eukaryota; Metazoa; Chordata; Lepidosauria; Squamata; Viperidae
Product: zinc finger protein OZF-like
Exons: 5
Coding region: 1-1668 (555 amino acids)
Biological process (GO): regulation of transcription by RNA polymerase II
Molecular function (GO): DNA-binding transcription factor activity; RNA polymerase II cis-regulatory region sequence-specific DNA binding
Source: RefSeq, a predicted model, not a curated record